Varanus komodoensis (Komodo dragon) is the source of this 822-nucleotide messenger RNA. RefSeq names its product proteasome 20S subunit beta 2 (gene PSMB2). Gene Ontology annotation, cellular component: proteasome core complex; nucleus; proteasome core complex, beta-subunit complex. Bases 108 to 713 code for a protein of 201 amino acids. The record is from RefSeq and is a predicted model, not a curated record. Gene Ontology annotation, molecular function: peptidase activity. The transcript has 6 exons. NCBI's taxonomy places the organism in Eukaryota, Metazoa, Chordata, Lepidosauria, Squamata, Varanidae. Gene Ontology annotation, biological process: proteasomal protein catabolic process.
CCCGCGCCGCGGCGCACCGGCUUUCCCUAACGCCCCGCUGUGUCAUUGUAGCGCGCUUCCCCCUGCAGCAUCCCGCGCCUCGGUCUGCUGUCGCCUGCUGGGCUGCAAUGGAGUACCUCAUCGGCAUUCAAGGGCCCGACUUCGUGCUGGUGGCCGCCGAUACCGUCGCCGCCUCCAGCAUCGUCCACAUGAAGCGCGAUCAUGACAAGAUGUUCAAGAUGAGUGAGAACAUUUUGCUGCUGUGUGUUGGAGAGGCUGGUGACACUGUCCAGUUUGCAGAAUACAUCCAGAAAAAUGUCCAGCUUUACAAGAUGAGGAAUGGAUAUGAGCUGUCUCCAACUGCAGCUGCCAACUUCACACGCCGAAACCUGGCUGACUAUCUGCGGAGUCGGACGCCUUACCAUGUCAACCUCCUCCUGGCUGGCUAUGAUGAACAGGAUGGGCCUGCCCUUUACUAUAUGGACUAUCUUGCCUCUUUGGCCAAAGCUCCCUUCGCAGCCCAUGGCUAUGGGGCAUUUCUAACACUCAGCAUCCUUGACCGCUACUACAAACCAGGUAUCACCCGUGAAGAAGCAGUGGAGGUUCUCCAGAAAUGUCUCGAGGAGCUUCAGAAACGCUUCAUCCUGAACUUGCCUUCCUUCAGUGCUCGCUUCAUCGAUAAAGAUGGCAUCCAUGAAGUGACCGACAUACCUCUCCUAAAAUCAGUGUCCUGAGCACCUGUUCUUUCUCCUUUCUCCUCGGUUUGACAUUUUGUACUUGUCUGCAAUCCAGGGCUCUUGCCUUACAAUUUGCAGACACAAAUAAAAGUGGACUCUUACAACA